AUGGAUUUCCAAGGGUCCGCCCGGAGGGUCCCUGCGUGGAGGAGAUUUCUGUCUCGGUACACACACCACCACCUGGCCGUUUUCCUCCUGACCUUCUUCAGUUAUGCGCUGCUCCACGCAUCAAGAAAGUCCUUCAGCAACGUGAAGGUCAGCAUUUCCAGCCAGUGGACUCCCUCCAGCCUAAACAGCUCCCAGUACAUACUGGUCCCGAACGCGACCUGGAAUGAUAACCAUCUCUUUCCUGAUGCCAACUCGGCCACCCUUUUCCUCGGGCUCCUUGACACAAUAUUCCUCUUCUCGUACGCGGUGGGGCUUUUUAUCAGCGGCAUUGUCGGGGAUCGGCUGAACAUGCGCCUGGUGCUCACUUUUGGAAUGUGCUCCUCCGCUGUGACCAUGUUUAUUUUCGGGACCGUCACCGAAUGGCUGCACUUCUACAACAAGUUCUUCUACUGCUCCGUGUGGGUGAUAAACGGGCUUCUGCAGUCGACGGGCUGGCCCUGCGUCGUGGCGGUCAUGGGCAACUGGUUCGGCAAAUCCGGACGGGGGUUUAUUUUCGGGCUGUGGAGCGCCUGCGCCUCCGUGGGGAACAUUUUAGGUGCCUUCCUUGCCUCUUCGGUGCUAAAAUACGGAUACGAGUACGCUUUUCUGGUGACAGCCUCUGUGCAGUUUGCCGGAGGUCUCAUCAUCUUCUUCGGCCUCGUAACCUCCCCUAAAGAACUCGGUCUCCCGGAGACCGGGGAAGAGGAGAGUAAACGGGGAUCCCUAGAAGAAGAAGCAAACAGACCUCUAAUCAGCGACGAGGACGAAGUGGAGGAUGAAAGCAAUUAUUCUAUUCAGUCUCAGGACAGCCCGGAACCUCCCAAAGCGAUCGGCUUCCUGCAGGCUUGCUGCUUACCGGGAGUAUUACUGUACUCUCUGGCUUAUGCCUGCCUGAAGCUGGUCAAUUACUCCUUUUUCUUCUGGCUCCCGUUCUACUUGAGCAUCAACUUCGGCUGGAAGGAGGCAGAAGCCGACCAGCUCUCCAUAUGGUACGAUAUCGGAGGAAUCGUGGGUGGGACCGUGCUAGGGUUAAUCUCGGACAUGCUGCAGAAGAGGUCCCCCGUCCUGGCCAUGAGUCUGUUGUUCGCCGUGGGAGCCCUGUUCGGGUACAGCCGUUCCCCAAACGAUAAGACUAUCAACGCUCUGAUCAUGACCAUCACCGGGUUCUUCAUCGGCGGCCCCUCCAACAUGAUCAGCUCCGCCAUUUCUGCCGAUCUCGGACGCCAGGAGAUGGUGAGAGGCAGCAGCGAAGCUUUAGCUACCGUCACUGGGAUUGUCGAUGGGACGGGAAGCAUCGGAGCUGCGGUGGGACAGUUCCUGGUCUCCGUUAUCCAGAGAGAUCUCGGCUGGAUGUGGGUUUUCUACUUCUUCAUCCUCAUGACUAGUUUGACCGUGCUGUUCAUUGCCCCGCUCAUCGUUCGGGAGCUCAGACCGCAGGGAAGAGACCGGCGUUCUUCACGGGUCGUGGGAUGAACCUCGUUUUUCACAAGACUUGAAAACCCCUGCGAGGAAACUGGUUAUGAAUUUUGGAAUCGCGUAUUUUAGGAGUGCGGAGGAUCUAAUCGCCGGAUCUUCUGGUCCCAAGAAAUUAUUUGCAGAAAUGUUGAAAUAUUUUAUCGUGCGAGGGGAAGAAGCUCUGCUUUCCAGCGAAGGUCCGAUACGGAUCCACCUUUCCUUUGUGUCCUACAAUCUGUACGAUUAUAUCCAAUCAGCACGGGCCAGAUCCCCUUUUUCUGGCAUAUGUGCCCGUUUUAAAGAUAUCA
Messenger RNA from Spea bombifrons (plains spadefoot toad), 1802 nucleotides. RefSeq names its product solute carrier family 37 member 3 (gene SLC37A3). Lineage: Eukaryota; Metazoa; Chordata; Amphibia; Anura; Pelobatidae. Gene Ontology annotation, biological process: transmembrane transport. Gene Ontology annotation, cellular component: endoplasmic reticulum membrane. The transcript is spliced from 14 exons. Gene Ontology annotation, molecular function: transmembrane transporter activity. The coding region runs from base 1 to 1512 and encodes 503 amino acids. The record is from RefSeq and is a predicted model, not a curated record.